CUUUAGCUAUCACUUUUAGGUAGAUUAAAUACUACCUCCUACGACCGACUUUUAUGUCAUCUUUAAACUAUACUCACUCAGCAACUUUUUUAUUAAACCCCUAUAAUCUAUUAAUUAGCUAAUGCAAGACACAAAUCCUACUACGGCUACGAUCUCAAACCCCUAGAUCCCAUCACGGGAACAUGGUGCGCUAUGCCUUCUUAUUUAGGUAGUCCCUUUUUGUGAUUAUACUACUGUGUGAUCUUCACGGCUAUCUGCUUUAGUCCAGGAACCCCCGGCGACUGCUCCAAAUCGUGAGCUAUUGUCUCGGCCAAUCGUCUAGCCCACGACCCAACGGGGAUGACCUAGCUUUUUCGGCGAGACAUUCAAAUAGCGUUCCCCUGAUUCGCUUAUCCAACACCGCAUGAGGCCGCUGAGGGUAGGAUAUUAUUUUGCAUCUGAUAGCGCACGUGGGACUGGAUUCGUCAGCCUUCUAGGUAUGUUAUAAUGAGGGUAUUAUAAAUACGUCGAUCCUUCUUGGGUCGACGAGAUAAUGAGGAUGUAAGUGCAAGCCACGGUACCUCCGUCAAUCCAAAGUCAAAUUUCACGGUGGGAGACUAGAUUAGCGAGUGCAAUGGUGAGUCCAUUCGCGUUCGUGAAGAGACUGCCGCUCUUCGCUGGCUGUGUCAUUGCUGCAGCCAGCUAUCCGGCGAUUCCUGUGGACUUGACCACUCCGGUUCACCAGCGCCUUGCCAUAAAUGGCCCCAAUGCCAUCUCCGUCGGCUGGAACACAUACCAAAAGCUGAACCAAUCCUGUGUCCAGUAUGGCACCUCGUGCGAAUCGCUGACUUCGGAGGUCUGCUCGACCUCCUCGGUGACCUAUGAGACGUCGCGAACGUAUUCAAACGCUGUCACGCUUACUGGUCUUGCGCCGGCCACCACAUACUACUACAAGAUAGUAUCGACGAACUCUACCGUCGAGCAUUUCUUCAGCCCGCGAGUAGCAGGCGACAAGACCCCUUUUGCUAUGAACGCCGUGAUAGACAUGGGAGUCUACGGGGCCGACGGGUACACCAUUGAGAUGGACGAGACCAAGCGGGAUCUUAUCCCCACCAUCGACCCAUCCCUGAACCACACGACCAUCAACCAGCUCGCCAACACCGUGGACGACUACGAGUUCAUCGUGCACCCCGGCGACUUCGCCUACGCCGACGACUGGUACCUGAAGCCGAAGAACGUGCUCGACGGCGAGGACGCCUUCCAGGCGAUCCUCGAGCAGUUCUACAACCAGCUGCAGCCCAUCUCCAGCCGCAAGGCGUACAUGGCCAGCCCGGGCAACCACGAGGCCGCGUGCCAGGAGAUCCCUUACACCACGGGCCUGUGUCCCGCGGGGCAAAAAAACUUCACCGACUUCAUGAUCCGCUUCGGCGAGACGAUGGGCAGCGCCUUCCCCUCGACCUCGGCCGCCUCUGCCGCGCGCAUCAGCGCCAACAAGGCGCAGCUGCUCGCCAAGCCCCCCUUCUGGUACUCGUUCGAGUACGGCAUGAUCCACUUCGUCAUGUUCAACACCGAGACCGACUUCGCCGACGCCCCCGACGGCCCCGACGGCCCCGACGGCUCCGCGGGCCUCGACGCCGGGCCUUUCGGCUGGCCCGACCAGCAGCUGCAGUUCCUGGAGGCGGACCUCGCGUCCGUCGACCGCAGCGUCACGCCGUGGCUGGUCACGGGCGGGCACAGGCCGUGGUACUCGACGGGCGGCGAGGGCUGCGCGCCGUGCCGGGCCGCGUUCGAGCCGCUGCUGUACAAGUACGGCGUCGACCUCGCCAUCUUCGGGCACGUGCACAACUCGCAGCGCUUCGUGCCCGUGUACAACGACACCGCCGACCCGAAGGGCAUGGACGAUCCGAAGGCGCCGAUGUACAUCGUCGCGGGCGGCGCGGGGAACAUCGAGGGCCUGAGCGCGGUGGGCACCAAUGUCUCGUACAAUGCGUUCGCGUACGCGGACGACUUCAGCUAUGCGAAGAUUAGCUUCCUGGACGAGAAGAACAUGCAGGUGGACUUCAUAAGGUCGGCGACGGGCGAGGUGCUGGAUUCGUCGGUGCUGCACAAGGAGCACGCGGAGCAGUUUGUUGUGCAGUGAAGGGACGCGCGGUUGUUUAGUUUCAGUAUAUGUUGCAGGGUGAACUGCAACCAAACGGAAAGGAAGAAGGACUGGAGAAAGCCUGGGUUAUCCCAGACUACGAUGGCGGAGUGCCAAUAUCUAGGUAUGGUAGGCCUAGUGGA
Messenger RNA from Hypoxylon fragiforme, 2262 nucleotides. Its product is annotated as putative acid phosphatase. Gene Ontology annotation, molecular function: metal ion binding; acid phosphatase activity. The coding region runs from base 614 to 2119 and encodes 501 amino acids. The transcript has 2 exons. NCBI's taxonomy places the organism in Eukaryota, Fungi, Ascomycota, Sordariomycetes, Xylariales, Hypoxylaceae. The record is from RefSeq and is a predicted model, not a curated record.